Molecule: messenger RNA, 2814 nt
Organism: Cadophora gregata
Lineage: Eukaryota; Fungi; Ascomycota; Leotiomycetes; Helotiales; Ploettnerulaceae
Exons: 5
Coding region: 1-2814 (937 amino acids)
Molecular function (GO): protein binding
Source: RefSeq, a predicted model, not a curated record
AUGUCUGAUGCCCUGCCGAAGAUUAAGGUGACCGAUUCGCAGCAUCCAGAUGGUCACAGCACGCCUCUCGACUCGCCCUCUACUGCCACGGAUGGCGGCCAAACAACAAGGCCGAGGUCUGCAACCUCAUCAGAAGGAAAUACCCAAUCCAAUGGCAAGAGGCCACCAAUCAAUAACCUAAUACGAAACCCGUCGAAUAGGGAGAGUAAUGGACCAAGUUCUACUCCGCAGCAACAAGCUCGUCCAACCACUGCAAUUGACCCUCUUUCCCAUCACAUCCUCAAAAGAACAAACACAGAAAACACUAUUCCGCAGAAGCUGCGUAACGCUGGCAGUCCCGAAAGUCCAAACACCGAAGUUGGAAGCCCAAUCAGUCCCGAGCUUCCGCCACCUGGGAGACAACUGACACCCGAGAUCAUUCGUAGUGAUAGUAUUCCUAGCAAAGAGAAGAAAAAAGGUGUAUCGUUCCUCAGCCGAUUCGCUAUCAUAGGAGGCAAGAAGAAAGACAACCAUGGAGAUAUGGAUGAUGACGAGUCCGAGCAAGGCGAUCAACGCACAGAAGGAAUGAACGCGCAUGUCUUCUCCUCGUCGAUUGGAGCGAAUGGAUAUAUUCCUCAGCACAAGGAGCCGCCGAGAUACAUCAAGGUCCGAGCGCAUAACAAGAAGGUCAGAGAGUUUGAUCGUAUGUUCCUGGCGCAAGAGUUGACCGGAACGAAACAUGCCUUGAGCGAAGAGAAAGUGCCUGGCUUGACCUCAACAGCCUCUGAGCUUCCACAUCCGCACAAGAACUCGAAAUUCUUCAAGACAAGUGGCGCAGUAUGGGCGACGGAAUUUAGUAAAUGUGGAAAGUAUCUUGCAGCGGCUGGCCAAGAUCAAGUUGUGCGAGUCUGGGCUGUGAUCUCAACGCCAGAAGAGAGGCGGGCACAUGAAUAUGAAGAGGAUGUCAAGUCCAGUACUUCGGGAGCGGCAAGGUUGAGCGCACCAGUCUUCAGAUCGACGCCUAUUCGAGAAUUCGAGGGGCAUACGGGAGAUAUACUUGACUUGAGUUGGAGCAAAAACAACUUUUUGUUGUCUUCGUCGAUGGACAAGACAGUGAGGUUGUGGCAUAUUUCAAGACAAGAAUGCCUAUGCACGUUUAAACACAAGGAUUUUGUCACAUCAAUAGCCUUCCAUCCUCGGGACGACCGCUUCUUCUUGGCAGGAUCAUUAGACUCAAUCCUUCGACUUUGGAGUAUCCCGGACAAAUCUGUUUCCUUUUGGAAACAGUUACCCGAUCUUAUAACAGCAGUUGCCUUCACGCCUGAUGGGAAGACAGCUAUUGCCGGUGUGCUUAGUGGACUGUGCUUGUUUUACGAGACUUCGGGGCUCCUCUCUCAAGGUCAGAUUCAUGUGCGGUCUAGCCGAGGCAAGAAUGCCAAGGGAUCCAAGAUCACAGGCAUUCGAACAACGACAUAUCCACCAAAUGAUCUGAAUGGUGAGGUUAAAAUCCUUGUUACUAGCAAUGACUCAAGAGUCAGAUUAUACAAUCUGAAAGACAAAAGUCUGGAAAUGAAGUUUAGGGGUCACGAGAAUACUUCCAGUCAAAUCAAUGCUAGCUUUAGCGAUGAUGCGACUUAUGUUAUCUGCGGAAGCGAGGAUAGAAAGUCAUAUAUAUGGAAUACUGGACCGAUCGACCUGGAGAACAACAAAGACAAACGUCCUCUGGAGUUCUUCGAAGCGCACUCAGCUAUGGUUACCGCAACUGCCAUUGCCCCAACAGCUACGCGGCAACAACUUGGCAACUCUGGUGAUCCAAUUUACGACCUUUGUAAUCCGCCGCCCGUAACAUUACUCUCUCGCGAGGAGUCGAAUGCCUCCUCGAUUCCAAAAGCUGGAUCAGAAAAACGUCUUUCUGAUCCCGUAAGCGAGCCUGUGAAAACACCAGCUUACCUUGCAAGAAGUUCUCAUAAUGACGGUUUAAUCAUCGUCACAGCUGAUUAUCUUGGCUCGAUCAAGGUCUUUAGGUGUGAUUGUGCAUUCCAGAAGAGGAGAAAUGACCAUUGGGAAACCAGCUCAACUUUCUCUAAGAAAGUCAUCAAGAGAUCAGGAAGCAUCAUGACCCGCAACUCAGGUGGCUCCCAUUCUCGACGCAACUCGCAAUCACAAAGCUCUCUUGUCAGUGCUGCUGGCUUACAUUCGGAUCAUAUCCUCUCUUGGCGAAACGGAAUCACUGAUGACUCCAGCAUUCGAAGCGUCACUAAAACCAACAGAAGCGACCGAAGUGUUUCUCCUGGAAAGUUUACCAGAAAUUCUCAAUCCAACUUGAGCUCUCAAAAUAACCUGGCGAGCACGGCCCGUCAACAACCUUAUGCUCCAGCACCAUUAACACAAGCUUCUCCCAGUGUGUCGACGACCAGCCCGCCCCAGAGCAUCUCAGAUGCGACAAGCAGGCGAAAAAGCAGCCAGAGCGGCCUGCCCGGGAAGCCGCCUACCCCCGGCUUCGUGAUCAGCAGAGACGAAGCGAAUCCGCUAAAACUCGACCCCGUUGGGAAGUCAUACCAAUUCUGGAAUGUCGCAAGCUGGAAACCUCAAGCCUCCCGCGAGACUGGAAAGCUCGACAACGACAGUCUGCGACCACCAUUAGAUCGUGGCGGAAGUGUCAUCAGUAAGCUCAGCUCCGAAGAAGGUUCUUCAGGUGAAAUGGAGGACGGAGAUGAGAGCGAAGGCGAAUCUUUGUCCUGUCGAAAAUGUAACGGCAAGGAUUUCCGAGCACGGAAAGUUGCUGGUAAAGGAUUGGUCAUGGUAUGUACUCGUUGUGGGUCUGGCGUUGAGUAA